This is a messenger RNA of Epithele typhae, 411 nucleotides long. RefSeq lists its product as uncharacterized. Lineage: Eukaryota; Fungi; Basidiomycota; Agaricomycetes; Polyporales; Epitheliaceae. Bases 1 to 411 code for a protein of 136 amino acids. The record is from RefSeq and is a predicted model, not a curated record. The transcript is spliced from 3 exons.
AUGGUCGUAAUGGUCUGUGGACAGAGUGCAACCGCUCCUGCACUUGAUUGGCCGUCAAAGCAUCUGCGCAUCCUCGCCGUCGCAUUCCCUCGAGAGUGCGGCUCGGUUCAGCAGUUGAUCGAAGCAAACCCAGCGGAGUGGGAGGAGACGAUCACGACCGGCAUCCGAGACGACUUGGCAGAACUCGUGAAGAUGCUGGGGGGCCGAGCAUCGAGCGGUCUUCGCCUGCAACGGCUCGAGUGGCGAGUGGCGGAGUGGGAUGAUUAUUUCCAGCUCGAGUUCCUUCCGACUGCGGUCCUGAGCACGUAUGUGCCACCUCCGACGGCGCUGUACGACCAGACGAAGCUGGAGACAUUGGUCGACGGGCCGGUCGUAUUCGGCGGGGUCACCUACCAGGUCAGCCUCGCAUGA